UCACGUGAACUAGUCACAUGAUUCCUGUAUUCCAAUCUUCGAUUUGAAUGAUAAGACUUUCCGCGUCUUUUUGGCUGAUUUUGACUAUUUUGAGAGCUUUUGACGUUUGUUUUGAGCUUUAUUUCAUUCGUGUUAUUUUAAUAUUGUUUCAUGUUUCAUUAAAAUAGAGACAUUUCUUUCGCGGAGAAAAGACUUUAAUGUUGCUUCCUGUUUCCUGAAACGAUGAUCUCGGCGGAAACAAUUUUGAAAGGGCAGCAUGAGGAGGACUGUCUUCCCAAACUAUGCAGACUAUGUGGAAAAUUGAAAACUCCGGUGAUAUCAAUAUUCAACAAAGCGUCUCGCUUAUUCGGUUACCACGACAUCAUUAAUUUUCAUUUUAAAAAUAUUCAGGUUUCUAAACAUGAUACUUUACCGUUGAUCCUAUGCGACGAUUGUUCUAAAUUCAUCGCAUCGUGGCAUCUUUUCCAUAAUGAAUGUAUCAAAGUUAACGCAGCUUUAUUAUCUGUUGCCGAUAAAUUUCAAAACAAGUUGAUCAAAUCAGAGCUUGACCAACCUGGUACUAGAAGUGAAAUCGAAGUGAUCGAAGUAGAUGUUGUAAGUGACCAUGAUCUCGACCAAUGCGAUGUUUCGAGUAGCGUUGACGUAUCCAGCAAUAAUGUAUCAGAUACUAGAAAUGAAACUCAGUGUGCUCCCGGACGCUACGUAUUUGUCGAUGCGAACGCGACUACGAUUAAAGCCCCCGCCGAGAGUUGUAAUACCAAAGUUCUUUCGUCUUCACCUGCUGUAUCAUCUAACGAAGGACCGAAAAACGUCUCAAAAUGCAGUAAAUGCGGCUCGGUAUUUCUAAAGAGUAAAAUAGAAAGCGCCCAAAAUCGCGGUAUGUGUUAUUCGUGCUAUUUGAAAAUAACGAAUUCUCUCAAACCGUACAUACCGCGAGUACUGCUAAACUACUUGGUUACCGAUGAGAACAAACGGAAGCACUUUCUAUGCGAUUUAUGCGAAUUCUCCUGUGACGCUCACCCCGAUGUGUUCGCCCAACAUUACAAAACCGAACAUCCGCAGGCUAAUUUAUUCAUGACCUUUGCCAACCAAAAAAACGAUCCGUUGAAGAAAUUUGUCAACGAGAAAAAUGGCGUUCGUUGUUAUCGAUGUGAUAUUUGCCCAUUGUCGUGUAUUUCGCGUAACGUUUUCGUCAAACAUUACGCCGAACACGGUAACCGUACUGUAAUGGAGACUGUCGCCUCUGCCUUGAGGAUUGAAUUCAAAGGUGGUAAAUACUGUUGCGCCGUUUGUCAAAAAACUUUUAUUAAAUUGAAUUACGCUAAAAAGCACUAUCUACGAGCCCAUUCCGAAAAAAAAUACAAGUGUAACGUUUGCCAGAGGGCGUUCGACUCGGAGUGCAAAGCCCGUAAACACGAAGAAUACCAUCAGAAAAUCAAAUCCUUCGUGUGCGAUAAUUGCGGACGCGGGUUUUCCAUUAAAGUCAACUUGGAUAAUCACGUAAUGAAAAAUUUAUGCUCGAAAUACACGUGCGUCUCGUGCUGUCAAACUUUUGCAGCUAAAUCUGCUCUUAGAUCGCAUCUCACUCGUUGUGAUAAACAAGUAAAUUCCGCGAUAAACCGAUCGAAAGUCGAAAACGUCCUCAAGUUCGAAUGCGGCAAAUGCAAGAAAAAAUUCAAAUCUAAGUGGCUUCUCAGAAUCCACAUCAUCGACGAGUUUAAUCUUAAGCCUUACCAAUGUUUCAUUUGUAACGAACGAUUUACAACCACAGUACUGCUUAGAAAACAUAAGCCAUUGUGUAACAAAUCGAUUGUCAGUGAAAAUCAGUCCGAUAAGUUGUCGUCGAUUGCUAGCGCUAAUAAUGAUUCGCACAGUUGUAAGCUAUGCGGACGCACGUUUCGGAAAAUUGGUUACUUAAGGCAACAUUAUCGAUUCCAUUUAAUUACCAAAUCUUACGUGUGUCAGUUCUGCGGUAAAUCUUACGCCCAGAAGGCGUCCUUCAGGGCGCAUAUGUUGACGGAGAUGAAUCUACGCAAAUAGGUGCGAUUGUUCGGUUUGCUGGAAAAAGUAUAAUUCCAGUUCUCAUUUAACCGCCCAUACGAAAAAGCACCAUCGUGUGAGAGAGUUCAAGUGUAACACGUGCGAUAAACAGUUCGCUUACGAAAGAGAUCUCAAAGAUCACGAGAAAACUCACGAUGAAAACAAGGCGUUCUUUUGCGAUAAAUGUGGCGGUUUAUUUAAAACUGAAAGGUGUUUAAAGGUGCAUUGGGAACGGUGCAGUGUUUCCAAAAAAUAAUAUAAUAUUCGUUCGACAUUUUUUACUAAUAAUUCUUUAUCGUUUCGUUGACUUUUUUUUUCGUCGAGAAAGCGUUUAGGCUAUUUGUUUAUUAGUUGAUAGGUAAUAGGUAUUCACAAAGAUAGAAUAAUUUGUAUCGAAUGUAAACGAUUGUCUUUAUUGGUUUCUAUAAGUACCAUUACUGACUUGAGUGACUUGGAUAUUUAGAUUGGGUUUUUAUUUAGUCGAUUACGUUUAUACGUAUUGUAUGUACCAAAUUUUGUUCUUGAUGUUAUUAUUUUUAUACUAUUUCAUACGUGUUUCAAAUAAGUUAAACGUGAAAAAAUCCUAUGUUAUUGUGAUACAUAUAAAAUACGCGUACUUACCUAAUUUUUAAAAUUGUUGGUCGUUUUUUCUCAUUAUCUGUAACAUAUUUUUUAGUUUUAUUAUUUUUGUUCUUCUCAUGAAAAAAAAAUAUCGUACCUAUCAA
Messenger RNA from Planococcus citri (citrus mealybug), 2765 nucleotides. Its product is annotated as oocyte zinc finger protein XlCOF6-like. Lineage: Eukaryota; Metazoa; Arthropoda; Insecta; Hemiptera; Pseudococcidae. Gene Ontology annotation, molecular function: chromatin insulator sequence binding; zinc ion binding. The transcript has 4 exons. The record is from RefSeq and is a predicted model, not a curated record. Bases 223 to 2040 code for a protein of 605 amino acids. Gene Ontology annotation, cellular component: nucleus; chromosome. Gene Ontology annotation, biological process: regulation of transcription by RNA polymerase II.